Molecule: messenger RNA, 2289 nt
Organism: Trematosphaeria pertusa
Lineage: Eukaryota; Fungi; Ascomycota; Dothideomycetes; Pleosporales; Trematosphaeriaceae
Exons: 3
Coding region: 141-2216 (691 amino acids)
Biological process (GO): rRNA processing
Cellular component (GO): nucleus
Molecular function (GO): RNA binding
Source: RefSeq, a predicted model, not a curated record
CUCGCGAAGGCCUCCAGGGUAGCUGUUGCGCGCGUCGUUCUAUCCGGAGAUUUCCACACGGUGAGAGCCCCGGUCGCAACAGCCGACGCAGCAUCGCCAAAAGAAUUCCAAGGCGAGCGAUUCGAGCACGACACUCAACAAUGCCGCUGCCCAAACGCCCCACGAUUCCGAAGAGCGCGUCGUCGAAGCCCAAGCCAAAGUCAGGCGACAGCAGAUUUGCCAGCUUCGAGACCGACCCCAGAUUCCGUCUGCCCUCCAAGAAACAUGCGAAAACGAAGCUCGACCCUCGAUUCUCGCGAUUAAAGUCUGACCCCGACUUCCACAACAAGGCAUCCGUCGACAGAUAUGGGCGCCGCAUAUCGAAAGACGCCGGCAAGAAGGAGCUGGAGCGCAUGUACGAGCUGGACGAUGAAGACAGCCAGGAUAAUCUGGAUGCGCCCAAUCAGCACAAGCGGGAUGAGGCCGUGCGGAAGGAGCUCGACAAGGUGCGACAGAGGGGCUUCGAUCCGAUUCGAGAUGGUGGGCUGUCUUCAUCUUCGGACGAUAGUUCCAGCGAAGACGAAGAGGAGGAAGAGGAAGUUGAAGACCAGGCAGAACUGGCAGCGCAAGGAAAUGAGGUGCCUAUGGGGGAUAUCACGUCGAGAAUUGCGGCGGUAAACAUGGACUGGGACAACAUCCGAGCCUCGGAUAUCAUGGCUGUGGCCAACUCGUUCGCCCCCGCAGAUGGAAGGAUACACAGUGUCAUCAUAUACCCUAGCGAGUUUGGGAUAGAGCGUUUACAGCGAGAGGAGAUGGAAGGGCCCCCGCGCGAGAUAUUCGCCUCGUCAGCUAAGAACAAGAAAAAAAAUGUCACUACAAUAGGCAGCCUCAACGAAGAACCUGGAUCGGAAGACGAAGAGGAGUUGAAAGAGGAGCUAGCAAACGAGAACAUGGGCGAAGAUUUCGACUCAAAGGCACUGCGGACUUACCAACUCGAUCGACUACGCUAUUACUAUGCCGUUAUCACUUGCUCCUCGCCCGACGUCGCCAGAGCGAUAUACGAGAGCAUGGACGGACGAGAGUAUCUCUCUAGCGCCAACUUCUUUGACCUUCGAUUCAUACCCGACGGGGUUGAGUUCGAUGCGGAUCCUCACGACGAAUGCGAACGGCUGCCGGACGGCUAUAAACCGAAUGAAUUCAUCACCGACGCUCUAUCACAUUCCAAGGUCAAAUUGACCUGGGAUGCCGAGGACACAACACGAAAAGAGGUCCAAAAGCGAGCUUUCUCCAGGAAAGAGAUAGAUGAGAACGAGCUGAAGGCGUACCUGGGGACAGACUCCUCAUCCUCCGAAGACGAGGCUGAAGCUUCCAAAGCGGAUAGGGUUGCUAGUUUCAGAGCGGCUCUAGGCCUGGAACCCGCGGGAAAGUCGCAGCCAAAGCAGAAAUUGUCGCAUAAGAGAGAUCGAGACUUCAAGAAGCCAGAUGACGAAAUGCAGAUCACAUUCACAGCUGGCCUGUCUGCCAACGGUGGAAAGAGUUCUGUCUUUGAAAACGAGCCUGAAGAGAACACACUUGAGAAGUACAUCCGAAAGCAGAAAGAGCGAAGGGCGCGACGAAAAGAGAAAGCCGUAGCUAUGAAAGAAGGGAAUGACCCCGAUGCGGUGUCUGUAUGUAAAAGCGCAACGAAGACCAACGCACACGAAGAGGAUCCGUGGAACGACCCCUUCUUUGGGUCGGAUACCGAGGCUGCGGACGCUACGAAGGCGGAGUCGAAGAAGUCGAGGAAGGCUAAGCAGCGGGAAGAACGAGAGAAGCAAGAGCAGGAAUCUGCCGCUGAACGCGCCAAACUCGAACUGCUCAUGGUGGACGACGAGGGAUCCAAAGUGCAGCACUUCGACAUGAACGAGAUCCUGAAGGCUGAAAAAGCGAAGAAGAAAGGGAAGAAGAGUAAGAAAGCAAAGGACGCCGUCCUUGAGGAUAACUUCCAGAUGGAUACCAAUGAUCCACGAUUCGCCAAACUAUACGAGAACCACGAGUUUGCGAUUGACCCUACCAAUCCGCGUUUCAAAGGCACCUCAGGCAUGAAGGCGUUGCUAGAGGAAGGGCGAAAGAAGCGGAAACGUGACAGGGAUGAGGACGACCUUGGGCAGGUGAAGGCUUCGAAACGGGUUGCAAGUGACGGGGAUGAUUUGAGGAAGCUGGCUGCUAGAGUCAAGGCGAAGAGCAAACGGCCGUGAAGCCGUUCAGGUAGUGCCUUGUCAAGUCGAGUUGAUACCCACGAACCGUUGUCCACUAUAUAUUGUACAGUAC